GUUGCCAAUCAUAAAUUUCCAUUAGUGUGGAGAUAUCUCAAACUUCGGAAUCGCACUAAUUAGGGUUUCACGAUUUUUGGCAAUCAUGAAUCCAGUGUUGGGACUUGCAUCUUGUUUCUCCAAUGUUGAGUCGAUCCCAAUGCUAAAUGGGUCGAACUUUUCAGAAUGGAAAGAACGUUUGUUACUUGUGCUUGCCCCCAUGGAUCUUGAUAUUUCCCUCAGGGAAGAGCGUCCAGAUGCCUUAAAGUGCAUUGACAAAACCGAGCGUUGGGACCGUUCCAACCGCAUUAGUAUGAUGAUGGUGAAAAUCCGGAUCCCACCAAAAUUCAGAGGCAUUAUCCCCGAUGAUGUUACAACCGCUAAAGAAGCUUUGGCUGCGGUUGAGAAGUACUAUGCUAAAAACGAGAGGGCAGAGUCUACAAUGGUGAUGGCUGAGUUUUUGUUAAAGAAAAAAACGAAUGAGAGUGUUAGAGAGCAUAUUAUGAUGAAUAUGAGCGUUGCAGCUAAGUUGAAGAAACUCGGGUUGUGUCUUCAUGAUAACGUCGUGGCAGGUUCGAUACUCGAUAGUCUGCCCUCAGAGUAUGAUCUGCUUAGGAAAACUUAUAGCCGUAUGCAACUUGAAUGGUCGACUCAUGAUCUUAUCUAUCAUUGUGUCCAAGAAGAGGAGAGGUUGAAGAGUGUAAACAAGGAACAUGAUCUUGUUGCUGGUAAAGUCAUAUGUGAUAAAAAAAGAAAGCACUAUGACGAAUGUUUAUGAUUUGAUUCAGGAGUGACAUUUUGAAUAAGCCAUAUGCUUUAGAGGCAGUAUGUGGAAAUAAGAAGCAACAAAGGUUUUUGGCAUUUUAGUUGUUGUUUUUUAUGUUUUUGUAACAGAUCUAUCAUAAUAUUUU
Camelina sativa (false flax) is the source of this 890-nucleotide messenger RNA. RefSeq lists its product as uncharacterized. Lineage: Eukaryota; Viridiplantae; Streptophyta; Magnoliopsida; Brassicales; Brassicaceae. The record is from RefSeq and is a predicted model, not a curated record.